AUGGACUUGACAGACUCUCCUAGAAACUUGCCAAUAUAUUGCAAUCUCCCCAAAUUCAAGACGGAACUCGCGGAAUAUUCCGUUGUCCAUAAAGAGAACACCGGGCCUUAUGCGGCCAACCUCGAUGUUGAUGCUUUGAUUAUCGGUGCUGGAUUCGCUGGAAUUUUCAUGCUCAAGACCCUGCGCGACCGGGGCCUGAAAGCUUUCAUAUUUGAAGCAGGCAAUGAUAUCGGGGGUACGUGGCGUUGGAACUGCUACCCCGGUGCUGGCGUCGACUCGGAGGUGCCAGAGUACGAGUUUUCAUGGCCGGAGGUGUGGAAAACAUGGAAUUGGGAGAGCAACUACCCCACUUAUAAGGACCUUCGGGCUUACUUCGACCAUGUCGACAAAGUGGUUCACAUCAAGAAAGACUGCGCGUUCAACACGGUUGUAGUUGGUGCGCACUUUGACACGGAUAUCGGUAAAUGGAUCGUCAAGACGGAGGAUGGUCGUGAAACGAAAGCCAAGUAUCUUGUUCUUGGAACCGGCUUUGCCGCAAGGCGCUAUAUCCCAGACUGGCCAGGAAUGGAAAAGUUCAAGGGAGUGAUCCAUCACUCCUCGUUCUGGCCUGAUGAAAAAGUCGAUGUGACGAAUAAGCGCUGCGCAAUCAUAGGCACUGGUGCAUCGGGCGUCCAGAUCACUCAAGCCUGGGGUCCAGAGGCCGGUGAGCUCAAAGUCUUCCAGCGAACACCCAAUCUCGCUGUACCCAUGCGAAAGCGACACAUCUCAGCUGAAGAGCAAGAACAAAAGAAGCAAGUCUACCCUGAACUGUUCCGGUAUCGUGAAACGAGCUUUGCUGGCUUUCACUAUGACUGGGCUGAGAAAUGCACCUUUGACGAUUCCCCUGAGGAGCGUGAGGCUUUCUACGAGAAGGUUUGGAGCGACGGCGGCUUUCGCUAUUGGGUAGCAGUCUAUAAGGACAACCUCUUGAACCCGAAGGCCAACCAAGAAUCAUACAACUUCUGGGCGAAAAAGACCCGCGCCCGCAUUGGAGAUCCAAAGCUGAGGGAUCUCCUGGCGCCCUUGGACAUGCCGCAUUACUUCGGGGUCAAGCGGCCCUGCUUGGAAUACAACUAUUACGAACAGUUCAAUCGCCCGAAUGUGGACCUCGUUGAUAUUAAGAACAAUCCUAUCAAGGGCUUCACGGAAACCGGUAUCACGCUUCAGGAUGGAACCCAUCAUGAGUUUGAUGUGAUUGCGGUUGCUACAGGUUUUGAUGUUGUGACGGGAGCGAUGACUCAACUGGGCCUCCAGAGUAUCCAGAACACCAAGCUCCAAGAGGAAUGGGCCCCCGGAGCCAAAACUUAUCUUGGGACAACCGUCAGUGGCUAUCCUAACAUGUUCCACAUCUACGGUGUUCAUGGACCUACCCUCCUGAGCAACGGUCCCACCACUGUUGAGGUUCAAGGACGGUGGAUUGCAGACAUCAUCCAGAAGAUGGAGCGUAACAAGAUCAAAUACAUCAACCCUAAGCCCGAGGCUGCUGACAAGUGGAAGGAUCACGUUGUGGAAAUCAAUCAGCAGACGCUGUUCCCUACGACGAAAUCGACGUACAUGGGAGGAAGCAUCCCCGACAAGAUUUUUGAGCCGGUCUGCUACGCUGGUGGCAUUCCCGCCUAUGUACGAGAGAUCAGAGCCGCACUUGACAGUAUGGAUGGAUUUGAGGUUGUGGGCCACUAA
Penicillium chermesinum is the source of this 1719-nucleotide messenger RNA. RefSeq names its product flavin-containing monooxygenase. Bases 1 to 1719 code for a protein of 572 amino acids. Gene Ontology annotation, molecular function: flavin adenine dinucleotide binding; N,N-dimethylaniline monooxygenase activity; NADP binding. The transcript has 6 exons. The record is from RefSeq and is a predicted model, not a curated record. Lineage: Eukaryota; Fungi; Ascomycota; Eurotiomycetes; Eurotiales; Aspergillaceae.